UUGGCAUUCAUUUAUGUCAAUUAGUAAAUAUGGCGUCGCCCUUUUGCAACUACUUGUCGAGUUUGUGUUCAUAAAUGAGUUGAUUGGCGCCUGUUUUACAAAGACUGCAGUAUUAGCAAGCUAAUUGAAGAAUAUUUCAAGUUAUCUAACUAUCAAAAUGAACGUUCAAGUCCAAGAAAUACAUGUUUUGAACCCAGUUCGUCCCGACCAUACAAUCCUACAAAAUGCCCUGGUUCAGUUACAAACACCACAGGAGCAGCAAUCAAUGCAGGAGCCGAUGACGGCGACGAUAAGCGUAGAAGUACAAUCGCUUUCCAGCGGAAAAUCUAAGGUUAAAACUAAACAGGAGAAAAAGGAGAAGAAAAAAGAGGCGAUCGACGGGCAAGCUCGAGAGAUCAUUUUCAAGGUUAUAAAAUUUUUUGAAACUGAAAAGCAAAACAGAGGCUACUCGUUUCCUGUCGAAAAUGUUGUGAAACGAGCCUGCGCUGCAACAGGCUUGUCUGAAAGUACUAUAAAGCGUAUUAAAAGGGACGGCCUGAGAGCCGAAGCUACGCAGACCCGAAUUCCGGGCCCGAAGAAAAAACGAGUCAGAAAAACGAAAGUGCAGCUCGACUACUUCCAACUGUGCGCGCUCCGCGGCAUAGUUAACAGCUACUCGGUGAGAAAAGAAGUUCCAACACUUAGUAAAAUCCUAGCAGCAGCCAAACACGAGUUGAACUACAGAGGGGGCAAGGAGAGUCUAAGGUUAAUAUUGUUGAAUAAGCUUGGUAUUAAGUUUAAGAAGUGCGAGAAGAAGAAUAAGAAGCCUCCGGAGCUGCCACAGCAACAACAGCAGCCACAGCCGCAGCAGCAACAACAGCAGCAGCCUCAGCAACAGCAGAUGCCUCCGGUCCAGCACAUGAUGGCUCCCCCGCCCAUGCCUCCGAUGAAGCCUUUAGAGACGCAGUGUGUCUAUGCCAACAUGAUGCAGCAGGUGCCUCCAGUUUCGUACUAGACUUAAAUCUAAGUUGUAAUACUAGUAUGAACUGCCAGAUUUCUCAUUUCAUAAACGUAUGGCUAGAUUAGAAUAGAAGCAUUAUUUUGCUUUUUAAUGCAAGUAUCCAGUGCAUUCUUGAUUUGAUGCAUCUGAUUUUAUGAGUACACUGAUUUUUGCAGUUAUUCUGCAUAAAAACUAUAAUAUAUACCUAAGAUGUCUAGGUAGUAUAUCAUACCAUAUCACAUUUUGCUGUGUGAUGGUUUUUAUGGGCCUCACUCAUUGUUAUGUCUAAUAGUAUACUCAAGUUAAGCAUAACGUUAUUUGCAUACUGAGAUUACUGAGCAAGUGAGCAGAACAACAAACAGUUAUAGUGAUAUACAUAACUUGUACACAGCAGAUUGUGUCAGUGUGUGAAUUGCCUAAGUGGAUACUUGAACAGAAAAUCUUACUUUACAGUAGUGUGUGAUAAAAUGGUCUGAUUUUUAAUCAAACA
Molecule: messenger RNA, 1469 nt
Organism: Cydia pomonella (codling moth)
Lineage: Eukaryota; Metazoa; Arthropoda; Insecta; Lepidoptera; Tortricidae
Exons: 1
Coding region: 158-994 (278 amino acids)
Biological process (GO): regulation of transcription by RNA polymerase II
Cellular component (GO): mediator complex
Molecular function (GO): transcription coactivator activity
Source: RefSeq, a predicted model, not a curated record